CUAUGCUCACAUCAAAGUUCUCCAGACAUCAAUGCCCAUUAUUCGUCCUACCUCAUCUCAGGAUUUAUGCAGUCGACACACUGUCUAUCUUUCGUGAAGUCUUCAAACGACCAACGAUGUCCGACACUCGAACGAUCACAGAUGCCGAGUGGGAAGUGCAAAAAAAGAUUAUCGAAAGGCUGUACCAGAACCACACGCUUAGCAAAGUCAUGUCUCUGAUGGAGGAAGACCAUGGCUUCAUUGCAAAGAAAGCUCAAUACACCCGGAAAUUCAAGCAAUGGAACUUUUCAAAGUAUUCUACAAGUGACAAAUGGAAAUUUGUGGCUCGAGAAUUGGAGAAGCGGAAGCGCGAUGGCAAGGAGAGCGAGACAUAUAUCAACGGGAAACUAAUCCCAAACAAGAAGAUCAAGAAGGAAACAUCAAGAUAUCUUCUCCCUUCCUAUUACAAUACACUCGGCACAUCACCGAUUCUACAAACACCUACUGGGGUCGAAGUUUGCACGCCACGAGGAGGAGAUUGGGAGCCUCGAUUUGUGGACUACCUUCAUAUUCCGUGGUUUGAGUUCGAGGAAUUUAUUCAUAGAGAUGUCGACUUCCCGCGGGGCAAUGUUCAUCAACGAUAUCCUGCAUUCGUCCCCUGCGACGACAGGAACCUUCCUGGGUCUCUUGACAUCUACAGCGUCAACUCAUCCAUUCCUCAGUUCACACUGCCCGAGGAACAAUGGAACUUCCACGAAAUCGAAACAAAUGUCCAGACAGGCUUUGACUUUGAUUUUCCCGGCGAUGCUCUUUCUAGAUACUUAAGCCCGUCUGUUGAAGUAGCGGAUGAAAACCAAAGUCCCUUCAAUUCACACACCUCCAACGAAGAAGCACGAUCAGUAUUCGCAGAUAUAAUAGGGGAUCCUUAUUUUUCAAAUGAUGAGGAUGCCACCCACGCGGUUACUUCACGAUUAGCUGGACUCUUACCCGAGAGACAAGACGGGGAGCUCGUGCGGAAUGUCAAGAAAAUAUUUGACUUAUCAUCGAUGGUCGAUGCAUCACUUCAGCUUCUACGCUAUACCGUUUUCCUCUCAUCCAACAAUCUUUUGUUCGAUUCACAAAUUGAUAAGUUGCUCAAGUGGAUGAUUAAGACUGAUCAAUCCUUCCUCAUAGAACGCUUGAUCAAGAUCAAGACACCAUCAGUGGAGAUCUUCCUGUCACACCUACUUCUUAAUGCAACCAGACUGCAGGAGAUUGAUAUGGUACUUGCUGUUCUCGCUCAUGGGAUAGAUGUCAAUACACCAAUAGGCCGGGUAUACAAAAGGACUGCGCUAUAUCAGGCAACGAGGGAACGUGACGUGCACCUCGUUCGACUUUUGCUGAAUGCGGGGGCAAACCCAAAUGCAAGUAUUACGCUCGACCAGAAGGAGUCUCCACUACAAGCUUCAGUAAGAUUAGACAACAACCAUGAAUUGAUCCAGAUCUUGCUCAAUGCAGGAGGUGACGCGAAUGUUGCGCCUAUCGACUAUUGGACUCCGCAUACGCUAUUGACCUCUGCGGUAUUGAACCGCGACGCGGCUUUGGUUCGAAUACUCUUGGAGUCGAAAGCAGAGGUGAACAUGAUGACGAAGUCUUCUAUCACAGCGCUACAAGCAGCAGCUUUGGUCAAUGAUGUGGCAAUCGUGCAGAUUCUUGUCGAUGCCGGAGCUGAUGUCGAUGCUCCAUUCGGAUAUCGGUACGAGACAGCUCGUGUGGCAGCAGCGGAGGACGGCCA
This is a messenger RNA of Mollisia scopiformis, 1753 nucleotides long. RefSeq names its product ankyrin. The transcript has 4 exons. The record is from RefSeq and is a predicted model, not a curated record. The annotation marks the transcript as partial. Lineage: Eukaryota; Fungi; Ascomycota; Leotiomycetes; Helotiales; Mollisiaceae. Gene Ontology annotation, molecular function: protein binding.